AACACUCAAAUCUGUCAACCUUGUCAUCAAAACAAAACGAGAAAAUCAAAACUUGUGCACACCAGCAAAGAAAUUAUUUGCAUUUGCAGGCAACGUGAAAAUAAGCGAUAGUAUAACAAUUUAUUAUAAUGGUGGAACUAAAACCAUAUAAAUAAAUUGUGCGAAGCAGAACAAUUGAACAGAAGUAAACGAAAUAUUCGGAAAUGGACCCCUGGAUUUUCCUGUGCGUGAUAGUGGUGCUGUAUGGUGUUUGUUUUUUCAUUGAUCGCUUGUUCAAGAGCUGUAUGCACUAUCCCUAUGAGAUAUUUCUGAAAAAUACGGGCUUGACGGUGCAGUUCAUGCGUAUACGCUGGCAUACAACCGCGUUCAAUCGUGCUAUGCUGCGAUGGGGAAACAACAGCGGUUGGAUGCGAGUGUGGUUGACGCGCACUUACACGGUCGGCGUUUUAGUGGCAUUAUCAUUGCUACCAAUUGGAAUUAUUUUAUUGUUCAUAACAAUAUUUAAUGAAGAAAAUAACAGCGCACCACACAAUGGCAUUUCGCCUGUAGGAGGUGGCGUAAACAGGGAAAACUCUCAAAACAGUGUGCUAAUACAAAACGCACCAAAAGUUCAAAUACUAUUACCUGGUGUGAAUUUGCCGCUAGAGGAGGUUGGUUACUAUGCGUUAACCCUCCUAUUGUGCACAAUGGUGCAUGAAUUCGGGCAUGCCAUAGCAGCGGUGCAAGAGGAUAUACCAGUUAUUGGUUUUGGCUUACAGUUAUAUCUUUGUUUGCCGUUUGCCUAUACGGAGAUCUCAACAGAGCAUCUCAAUGCAUUGAAAUGGUUCAAAAAAUUACGAAUAAUAUGCGCUGGUAUUUGGCAUAACUUCAUCUUCGCUUGCUUUUGCUAUAUUCUUCUGUCUACGUUAACCUAUGCAGCGGCGCCAUUUUAUACUAUUGAUCAUGGCGUUGUUAUAACAGAAAUGUCGCGUAAAUCACCACUGCUUGGUUCGUCCGGAAAAGGUCUUAUGGUUGGUGAUGUUGUUUCGCAAAUAAACGACUGUGAAGUAAAUACAGAGUCGGAUUGGUAUGAAUGUCUUCAACGCUCAAUACGUGGCACACGCCUUGGAUACUGUGUUUCGCACGAUUUUAUACGUUACAAUGACGAAAGCAUCGAAAUAUCACAUCACAGUGCGGAUGGCAUGCUUCAAUGUUGUGAUGAGCGCAAUGAGAAACUGUGCUGCUUCGAAUCAGUAUCAGAAAGUCUAAAUAAUUUAGAAACUGUAGACCUAACAGAUGCAGCAGAACAUGCACAAAUACCCCAACAUGUUUGCCUGGACGUUCGACGCACCCUCGAAGAUUCUCAUGGCUUCUGCAGCGGUAUCAACAGCAAAAGCAGCAGUUCAAAUGAAGGUAAUUUUUGCCAAAGUGGCUUCUGUUUACGUCCCUUAUUGCGCAACACAACCACGAUUUUAACGUUUAAACGCACAACACGCAGCGCUAAUAGCCCAUCCAAAAAACUGCGGGACGUAAUCUACAUUGGGCAUCCAGCUGAUGUCUCUAGUACUGUGCGAAUUUCACCAUUUGUGCCUCGGCAGUCCUAUAUAUCUCCACAAUGGGGUGAUACCUACGCUCUCUUCCUCAAAUAUAAUGUGAUCUUCAGCUUUGGGCAGGCGCUUUUAAACGCCAUUCCAUGCUUUGGUCUCGAUGGCUAUCACAUUACAAGCACUAUUGUGCAUAGUUUUCUAGUCCAACGCAUCGCAGAACGUCCAAAGCGCGAUUUCAUAGCACUGUUAGUUGCUAGUACUGGCACAUUGCUUUUUGGCUCAGCGUUAUUGAAAGUUCUAUGGAUGAGUUUGAUGCGGUAUAUAUAUUAGUAAAAGAUCAGGUGCUCUUUUCUUAACUUAAAUCGUACUCUAAAUAUUUAUUUUUAAAACGAAUUUUAAGCUAAGCCGGAUAAUUGUUUGCUAAGGUUAUAAAUUUUAUAAUUUAUAAUUUUUCUACCAAACGGACGUAAGCUCCGUAAUAAUUAAUUAGCAAAACGCUGUAAACUUUGAUUAUAAAAGAUGUAGUUGCAGGUGCAAGUAGCGUGCAUUAAAUCUAGUUAACAUUUUCGUGUAAUGUACGCACGUUGAAUUACGUACAAGUAAUAAUCCAUACAUAAGUUAGAUUAGAAACUUUUGUGGGUUGUCGCAUAUGGCACUAAAUCGGAACUGCUGAAUUACCAAAUAAUAUGCACAAACAUGCAAAUAAACGAACAUGUAUUCAAUCUA
Molecule: messenger RNA, 2252 nt
Organism: Rhagoletis zephyria (snowberry fruit fly)
Lineage: Eukaryota; Metazoa; Arthropoda; Insecta; Diptera; Tephritidae
Gene: S2P
Product: membrane-bound transcription factor site-2 protease
Biological process (GO): membrane protein intracellular domain proteolysis; regulation of response to endoplasmic reticulum stress
Cellular component (GO): cytoplasm; membrane
Molecular function (GO): metalloendopeptidase activity
Source: RefSeq, a predicted model, not a curated record